Molecule: messenger RNA, 3476 nt
Organism: Thelazia callipaeda (thelaziosis nematode)
Lineage: Eukaryota; Metazoa; Nematoda; Chromadorea; Rhabditida; Thelaziidae
Source: the annotation of a GenBank genome assembly
AUGAUUGAAAGAGAUGCGCAUCAGUUGAUCAGCGCUAAGAAAGAAUUCCUGAUACAUUUAAAGAAUCACAUCGUGGCAAUGAUGAAUGCUAGGAAAGAGAUCAAUAAGUUUUCGUGGAUCCUCCAAAAGAAUUUGUAUGAGAAUAAGUGUAUUACAGUUUGUCAUGGAGUUAAAGAGCUAUUCGAUUUUAAUGGUAAUAGUUUUUAUAAUACUAGUUCAACCGUAAAGCAUGUGCAAGCAGUACAACUGUUGGUGAAAUGUCUUGAAAAAUAUAAACCUCAUCAGCAUUUGGAAAAUGCUUUUACUGUAUGGAAUUCAUGUUUGGUUCCUACUGUAUUCAAAAUCUCUGAAUCUACAGAACGUCAGAAAUUCAGCAGGCAUGGAAAGUUGCUUGUUGCUUGCUUACUUGAUUCAGAUGAGUACACGAAAGCUAUAAUUUGCCUGGGACAUGUUGCUCAGUUAUAUAAGGAAGAUAUUCCGUGCAAGUCAUUGCUCACAAAUUGGCUAUGUUUUCUUGGGCACUGGUCACUCGCUAAGACAUAUUUGCUCCAAGAAAAAGAUGUGCAAGAAAUGGGCUCUGUUCAUAAAGAUAUUAUUAAUAAAGUCAUUGAGGAAAUUAUCUGUCUUCACGUAGAUGAAACAAAUCAUGCUUCUUGUGAUUCAUCUUCACAACAUAAAAAUACUCUUGACAAUAUGCGGUGUUUCGAAGAUAUUCUUGCGAAAUCUAAGACAAAAACUUAUCAACAAUAUGAAGCACAAAUUCUUGUUAAACGAGUUUUACUACUUGCCAGUCAUUUUUCUUGUGCUGAUUUGAAAAACAUUGGCGAUCCUUUGCAAAACAUGGAUAUUAUAAAAGCUCGUUACGAGACGUUAGUUAAAUGUCGAAGUAUCGCGUUUUUUGGUGAUGAGAUGAAAAAAAAAGAUGCUAAUGACAUUACCUUUGAUGGAUUAUUUUUAGGUGUUGUAAAGUUAAAUUCGGUUUUGGCAGAAUAUUUCAACACUGUAAUAAAGUUAUGUUUCAAAUACACUGAAUUCGGUAUUCUACGAGAAGGAGAAAGUGAAGGACUGAAAUUGUUCUACCAAGUUCUGAAAGCAGCGAAUUUGCAAAGGUGUUUGGCAGCGUUGAAUUUGUUACUCUUGACAUCAACAGUUACUCACAAAGACAAUUUAAAUGGUAAUCCAGGACCUUUCCGGCCAAUUGUCGCUUGUAUCUGGAAUGUUAGUUACUCUGUUGUAACAAGGAAUGCUUUUAAUAAAAUUGAAUUGGAAGAGCACGAACAAAAUUGCAAUUGUGUGGUCUGCACACUUUGUAGAAUGAGACCACAGAUGCGCAUAGAAGCUGUAUUUUCAAAUAUGCUAUAUCAUCAGUAUUCUUCUAAAAUAUUUCGUUUAUUUUGCCGGAGGAUUCAAGAACUACCUCAGGAAACUGUGGCAGAUAUAAUUUCAAUGUGUUCCGUGCUUCAAAUAAGGGCAACAAAUAAGGUGGUGUCAGAAAGAAAGUAUCCGCUAGACGCAUUAGAACGUUUCUUAACAGCAACUAUCAGAUGGCUUCGGAGAGUCAGGCAGCUGGAAAAGGCAGAAAUCGUGCAGGACGUUAUAAAAGAGUCAUUAAAAUGGUUGACAAUAAGACAGUUAGCUCGAAAGCCACUGGAAAUUCCAAACUUAUAUUGGCUAUGUCCAGAUAAACAGUUGACAGGUGGAUUACGUUCUCCUCUAAAAUCUGUUGCGAUGAAUCUGGCUUCCCAUUUCAAUACCUUAGCAAUUUGUUCACUCAAACCAUCUGGCAAUAUUAACAAGACCACGAGCAUAGGGAAAUCAAAGCAUGUUCAUAACAGUACAACUCAAAUUACUGUUAGCUACGUAGAUGUGGAAGUGGAAGAAGCUCGAAAGGAUUUCAGUAGUUUCUCUCAUCUUUUUUACAGGGAGUGGCGAUUUCACAUUUGUUCUUAUUUGGGGCUACUCUCUGCUUUCCCAUCCAAGGCAGAUUGGGUUAGCUCUGGGUGGAGUGCAGCGUACUAUUUCAACGAAGCAAUGUCUGUUAGUACCCGACAGUUGGCACGUAUGAUUUCCGACAAAUCUAUUGAAAAUCCAGUCUUUCAUUACGAAAAUCAUGAAAAGUUCAAAGAGGCUGUUCGCAGUUUACCAUUUGACUUGACAGUUGUGCAACUUUUUUUGGACUCGAGUCGGAUACUUUGGCUCAUUAAAUUGUUUAGUCAUCGGUCACCGUUAGUGAUACCAAUUGCAUCAAUUCUACAGGAUAAUCCAAUUCUGGAACGUUUUUCAGCUUUAUUGUUAGAAAAUGAUGCAUCGGGAAAUCUCAGUAAAACUUGUAUUGGACCUAAAGAGUAUUGGGUGAUUAGGAAAAAGUUAGAUAAGAAAUUGGAGUAUGAAUGGUUUGGAAUUUUUUGCUAUCUGCUUUUGCCUUCUGUCGUUCUUAGUAGUGUCCACAUUUCAGUCGUGAAACAAAUGCAGGGUUUUGGGUUUUCAGAAAGUUCAGCUAUUGCAUUGGUUGAAAAUUUGGACUUAUCGGGAGAUAGUUGGCGAGAAUUAGUGGAGCGAUUUUCAGUUCUAGAAAAUAUAAAUGAAACUGUUAUUGCCGACGUUAUUAGUUCUCGAAAUCGUUGCAUAUCUAAGCAUGGAAGAGGAUCAUUCUCUCGUAAUUAUUCAGAUAGCUAUGUCUUGUUUUGUGUUUCACCGGAAUUGGCUUCCUUUCCGUUUGAACUUCUACCAGUGAUUGAGUCGCACAAGCGUGUUUGCAGGAUAUCAUCAUUUCAUAUGUUACAGAAGUUGUUAUCAUGUUCGAAAAAAAUUCCAAAAUCAGUAGAUGGAAGGAAUUCUUUCUAUGUACUUGAUCCUGGUGGCGAUUUGACUGAUACUCAGAUGAGGCUGUCAAAAAAACUGGAAAAAUUUACUUGUUGGAGAGGGACAGUUGGAAUCGCUCCAAAGCCUGAAGAAUUACGCGCUUUUCUAGAAAAGAGUGAUAUCUACAUGGGUCAUGGUAGUGGCGGUAAAUAUUUCGGGAGGUCAACAGUGCUUCGAAGUAACAUUCGUGCUGUAUCACUUCUCAUGGGUUGUUCCAGUGUUCGCAUAAUUCAUGAAGGUGAAGGAUUUGAUGGAAGAGGAGCAAUACACGAUUACGUUAUAGCAAAAUGUCCUUGCGUUGUUGGAUGUCUGUGGAUGGUGUUUAAGGUCACCGAUGGUGAGAUAGAUAGAGUGCUCUUAGCUCUUCUAGAUUUUUGCUUUUCAGAAAUUGAAAAGCAGAAUGAAAAAAAAACUAGUCCAUCAUACAGAUUAUUAAUAGAUGGCAUAGCAUAUGCUCGUACCGCAUGCAAAUUAAAAUAUAUGACGGGUGGCGCCGUUGUCGCCUAUGGAUUACCUAUUGUAACUCAUCUGACGAAUGAUAUGGUUACAAUGAAUGAAGAGUGUAAUAGAAAUGUAGAUUUAAAAGAAGACGGUGCUUCCUCCUCAAAAUAAAG